Messenger RNA from Anastrepha obliqua, 339 nucleotides. RefSeq names its product eggshell protein 1-like. Bases 55 to 228 code for a protein of 57 amino acids. Lineage: Eukaryota; Metazoa; Arthropoda; Insecta; Diptera; Tephritidae. The transcript is spliced from 2 exons. The record is from RefSeq and is a predicted model, not a curated record.
AUAAAUAUCGCACCUAUCUGUUGAUUCAAACAUUGCAGUUUCAGUAUUUGCAACAUGAAGUUCUACGCUCUCUUUGGAUUCGUCCUGGCCUUAUUGGCUAUGGCUUUCGCCAAUCCCAACCCCAACCCUGAACCUCUGCCCGGUGGUGGUGGCGGCGGCGGCGGUGGCGGUGGUCUGAACCUCGAACUCGGCGGAGGCGGUGGUGGUGGCGGUGGCGGCGGCAAGUAAAUCAGUGCCGCCCAUUAUUUAGCUGAAAUCAUUAAUAAUUGGCUACGCCUCUUUGGUCCCUGGAGUUUGAACAAAUUACUUUAAUAAAAUCAAUUUGACUAAAAAAAAACU